Messenger RNA from Phanerochaete carnosa HHB-10118-sp, 2001 nucleotides. RefSeq lists its product as uncharacterized. Bases 603 to 1721 code for a protein of 372 amino acids. The transcript is spliced from 10 exons. Gene Ontology annotation, biological process: cellular response to oxidative stress; hydrogen peroxide catabolic process; response to reactive oxygen species. The record is from RefSeq and is a predicted model, not a curated record. Gene Ontology annotation, molecular function: peroxidase activity; heme binding. Lineage: Eukaryota; Fungi; Basidiomycota; Agaricomycetes; Polyporales; Phanerochaetaceae.
AGCACUGACUGUACACUUCAGUCAAGGAACGACUCUAGCUUGUGGUAUGUGGGGGUCUAUCAUCGAAUAGAACCAAGACUUCGGGCGUUUCACAGCGCUGAAUGAUACGCGUCUCUACAUUCGCCUUCAAGCUCUGGAAUCCCUGACCUUAGCGCGAUAACUCGGUGAGCGGUGUUAUCCGGUGCUGAGUUAACACGAAUGCCUCAUAUUAUGCUUCGUGCCCGACAAUUGACGGUACCGAUGUCAAGUCCUCGGGCUCGGUCCCGCUCUCUCAGCGGUGUUAUGUUCCCAUCUAUCUACCCAACUUCGCUAUUCAACGGAGAGCUCAGCACAUUGGAUAUGUUGCACUCGCCGGCCUGUAUUUGGGAUACAGUCAAUCGAUUUAACGGUACCGCACGACGCUUGUUCACAGGUUACAGCGCAAGUCUCUGUCAUUGGUUGGCAAGGCUCAUCGUGCUUUCCACCAGAGGUGCACCAAGAGGACGGGCCCAGCAGCACAAAUAUUACAGCAGCGUAGAAUGAGAGGUAUAAAAGGACAGCGCAACUCACCACUCUCUCUUCAGGACACUCGCAGUCUUCUCUCCAGCCUCAAUUAAACGGUCAUGGCUUUCAAGCAACUCAUCGCUGCUCUUUCCGUUGUGCUCUCUCUUCAGGCAGCCCAAGCUGCCGUGGUGAAGAGUAAGCGCGCAGCAUGCUCCAACGGCGCCAGUGUCAGCGACGAGUCGUGCUGCGCGUGGUUCGACGUCCUCGACGACAUUCAGCAGAACCUCUUCAACGGAGCUCAGUGCGGGGCCGAGGCUCACGAGUCUAUCCGUCUCGUCUUCCACGAUGCCAUUGCCAUCUCUCCUGCCCUUGAGGCCCAGGGCCAGUUUGGCGGUGGUGGUGCCGACGGCUCCAUCAUGAUCUUUGAUAGCGUCGAGACUGCGUUCCAGGCGAAUGUCGGCCUUGAUGAGAUUGUCCAACUCCAGAAACCAUUCGUCGCGAAGCACAACGUUACCCCCGGCGACUUUAUUGCGUUUGCCGGUGCGGUCGCGAUGAGCAACUGUCCGGGUGCUCCACAGAUGAAUUUCUUCACCGGCCGCGCUCCCGCUACCCAAGCUGCUCCUGAUGGUCUUGUCCCUGAGCCUUUCGACGAUGUCACUAAGAUUAUCAACCGCGUCAACGAUGCCGGCCAGUUCGAUGAGCUCGAGCUUGUCUGGAUGCUUUCGGCCCACUCUGUUGCUGCUUCUAACGACAUCGACCCGACUGUCCAAGGCCUGCCGUUUGACUCCACUCCCGGCAUAUUCGACUCCCAAUUCUUCGUCGAAUCCCAGCUUCGCGGCACUCUCUUCCCUGGCUCUGGCGGAAACCAAGGCGAGGUUGAGUCUGGAAUCCCGGGAGAAAUGCGCCUGCAGUCCGACUCCUUGAUCGCGCGCGACUCGCGCACGGCCUGCGAGUGGCAGUCCUUCGUCAACAACCAGUCGAAGCUGACGAGCGACUUCCAGUUCAUCUUCCUCGCGCUCACCCAGCUCGGUCAGAACCCGGACGUGAUGACUGACUGCUCGGCCGUCAUUCCACUCUCUAAGCCGAUCCCUGGCAACGGUCCGUUUUCGUUCUUCCCCGCUGGAACAUCCAUUGCCGACGUUGAGCAGGCCUGCGCAUCCACCCCCUUCCCGAGUCUCACGACUCUACCCGGCCCGGCGACCUCGGUCGCGCACAUCCCGCCGCCUCCUGGUGCUUAGACAAUUUCUACCACGGUCCUAACGGCUAUACUAUAACAUUGUCCACGGAUAUCGUUGUCCUACCAGUUUGCUUGCUACCUGUAUUAUAGCCUUCCCCAAAUGCAACAGUUAUAGUAUGCUCUGCUUUCUGUGCUACCAGAGUCAACAGCGACUUGGAAUCUUGUAGAACAGGUGCUUAACUGUAGACUGAGAGCGUAUCGUCCUCCGCAGUAGCAAGCUGGCAUCCGCAUGGCAAGCCGCAAGCGAAUUUCGUGUACGCUUACUUAUAUGCCUAGUCCGC